AUGUUUUUAUUCCUAUUCAAAUCGAAAUAUCGGAAAAAAAGUGACAAUAUUGUAAAAAAUGUGUGGUGCUUAGUGGUUAUUUCAAUAUGUGUUGUGAGUGUAGUUUGUUAUAAUGAAUGUCCAGAAAAUUCAUGUAGUGGUAAUGGAAAGUGUGUGAAUGGAACUUGCUUUUGUUAUGAUGGAUGGCAAGGUCCUAGCUGCCAAUUUUGUGGUGGUAAAGUAAGACUGUCUGAACCUUAUGGAAUUAUACAUGAUGGUGUAGGAAAUUAUUCAAUAGAUGUGAAAUGCAGUUGGCUCAUUGAUGCUGGUACCAAUGCUUCAGUCAGACUACAUUUGGAAGAAUUUGCCACAGAAUGUGGUUGGGAUCAUUUAUAUAUUUUCGAUGGUGAUAGUGUAAAUUCACCACUAUUAGCUGUGUUCAGUGGUCUUAUGUACAAAGAUGGAUACUCGGUAAAGAGAAUUCCAGAGAUUGUGGCUCAAUCUGGUUCGGCAUUGUUGCAUUUUUACAGUGAUGUUGCUUAUAAUAUGACUGGUGAUGACUGCAGUCAAAUAGCUUAUUUGGGCUAUUGGGAAAUGAUAGAUUCAAAAGGUUUCAUACCUGUUGGAUCUGCAAGUCAUGAGGCUGUUGUUUUUAGAGACUCUAUGUAUAUAAUUGGGGGUGAAAGCUAUAAAAGAGGAAAAAUGACAUACAUUUAUGAUUUUACCGGUAAUGUGUGGGAAACGUUGCAUAUGGACAAUAAGCCAUUUCCUACAGGGAGAUAUGGUCAUUCUGCAGUACUUUUUGGGGAUAAAAUCUACGUUUACGGGGGAGUGGAAGAUAAUGGUGUCGUUUCUAAUGAACUUUGGGCUUUCGACGUGUCUUCAAAAAUAUGGGAAAACGUAACGGUGAGAUCCGAUCAUUGCAACGGAACCGGUGGACCAUAUUCAAAUGGAAGUCACGUUUGCAGUCCUUUACGAUCAGUUGGUCACACCGCAACGGUUGUUGCCACGCAGUCGAAAAAAUCAGAUAGAAUGAUUGUGAUUUUUGGUCACUCUCCAAUUUAUGGAUAUUUGAAUACCGUUCAAGAAUUUUAUUUCGGUACCAGAGAAUGGAGCAUUGUAAAAACACGGGGUCAUCCGGUAAAAGGAGGUUACGGACAUUCUGCCACUUUGGAUCCCUAUACUCAUAAAAUUUACGUGUACGGAGGAUUAAUGAGUGAUCGUCAGUCCAAUCCAUAUUUAAGUGAUAAAUUAUAUUCAUACGAUCCGAAUACUCAUUUUUGGAUUUUAUUAAGACCGGGUCCAUCUGCUAGAUACCUUCAUACUGCAUCUUUUCUUCACCCAGGUUUAUUACUCGUGUUUGGAGGAAAUACGCAUAACGAUACCGUACAUUCACACGGGGCUAAAUGUUACUCGGGAGAAAUGUUAUCGUACGACGUGAUAUGUGAUUCUUGGCAGGUUUUAAACGUUCCCAAAGGUUUGAGAGCCGAUGUUGCACGAUUUGGUCAUAGCGCCGUCAAAUUCGAAGGUAGCCUUUACAUCUACGGAGGAUUCGAUGGAGUUAUGUUAAAUGAUAUUCUCAAAUACACUCCAGGAAAAUGUGAUGGAGCCAUUACUCAAUCCUCUUGUUUAAACGGUAAACCGGGAAUUAAAUGUAUUUGGGAUAGGAAAAAUCAAACUUGUAUUUCGUUGACAUCGGUUUCGAGUGCCGUUUUGGAAAAUGAAGGAGAUUUAAGGGAUGGAACUUCAAAUUAUGUACGAUGUUCUGAGAGACCAAGGACUGACACUCAUAGAGCUUUUAAGGAAUGUAGCCACUUGCCGGAUUGCAUAAGUUGCGUUACCACUUCCUUUGAAUGCCAGUAUUGUUCAGGAGUUAAGACUGUUGCUUGCGUUCUCGGAGGAGGAUGCAAAGAAUCGCAUACGUCCAAUUCUAUUCCUACUAGUUACGGUUUAAAAACAGAGCAGCCAUUAACAUCAUACGAAAUGUGCGAUUUCACCGAUGAUCCGGUUUGCCAUCAACUACAUUCUUGCCAAGCUUGCACUAGUCAUCCGUAUUGCCGAUGGGAUUACGCAGCAAACAGAUGUCAAGCGGAAAAGAAUUUAACAGCCAGAGAAUCUCAGGAAUUAGUUCAAUGCACGAGUAGCUGUUCGGAAUAUUCUUCUUGUUUUAAUUGCACGGUCGAAGAGUGUAUUUGGUGUCAAAAUGAGGGUAGAUGCGUUGAUAAGAAUGCGUAUACGGCGUCUUUCCCAUACGGACAAUGCAGAGAGUGGACAACCAUUCAAAGCAGGUGUAGAAUCACAUCGAAUGAAUCAGGUUGCAGUUUUUAUCAGACUUGUAACGAAUGCCAAAGCGAUCCCGAAUGUGGGUGGUGCGACGAUGGGUCCGGAACUGGAUUAGGAAAAUGUUUACCCGGAGGAAAUCACGGGAAUUAUGACGUUUCGGACAUUGAAGGAAAUGAUGUCUCGCAUUUUGGUAGUUUAACUUCCCAAAUUCUUGGUAAAAUUUUUUUUUUUCGUUUUUUUAUUUCCAUGCGCCAUUUUUUAUACAAUCAAACGCAAUUCACGUGGGUUUGGGGUUUCGGCCUUAAAUGCCCGGAGAAUCGAUGGUUCUUCACGAAAUGUCCACCAUGUCAGUGUAACGGACACUCCACGUGCCCCGAUAACUCUGGUGUAUGUAAACAACCAUGUGCUAAUUUAACAACCGGAGAACAUUGCGAUCGAUGCACGACCGGUUAUCAUGGAAAUCCAGUUAACGGCGGCCAUUGCUCUCCUUGCGACUGUUCGAAUCACGGUACUCUUUGCAACGCGGAAACGGGAAGAUGUUUUUGCACGACCAAAGGUAUCAUAGGAGAUAAGUGCGACAAGUGUGACGUAACCAAUCACUAUCACGGAGAUCCCGCGAACGGAUCUUGCUUUUACGAUUUGACCAUAGAUUAUCAGUUUACAUUUAAUUUAUCGAAAAAAGAUGAUAGGCAUUUUACUCAGAUAAAUUUUAAAAACAGUCCACCGAAAAGUGACAUAGAUGCGGAUUUUAGCAUCAGUUGUUCGGAAUUUGCUAAAAUGAACAUAACCAUUCGUACAGUUGGCAUACCUGAAAAACAAAUUCUCAGCGAAUACGUUUGUAAUAAGAAUUCAUCGUUUAGAAGUCGGUUUGCUAAAAACGAACACAUUUUCGGCGUGGUCGAUAAUAUCACGCAAACGACAUUUUACGUUUACGUUUACGAUUUUCAAUCUCCGAUUGUAAUUGUUAUAUCAUUUUCCCAGUAUCCUAAACUUAAUUUACAGCAAUUUUUUAUUACUUUUUCAACGUGCUUUUUACUUCUUUUGUUAAUUGCUGCUCUGAUGUGGAAGAUAAAACAAAAAUACGACAUGUUUAGAAGGAGGCAGAGACUUUUCGUAGAAUUAGAACAAAUGGCUUCGAGGCCAUUUUCUCAGGUGCUAGUCGAAAUCGGUGAGAAGGAGAAAAUAUUGGAGAACAAUCAAAAUAAUCAAGAAGGAUGUAACGAAGUGUCCAAUUGCACAAGUUUGAGAAAAAGGAAAAAAGAUUGUCCGAGUCCGAUCGCUCUCGAACCGUGUUCCGGGAAUCGCGCUGCCGUCCUAAGUUUACUAGUGAGAUUACCCACCUGCGAUGAAGCCUACGCUCCUUCCGGACAGUCUGGUUUAGCCAUAGCUUCGGCAUUGGUCACGUUAGGAAAUCCUAGAAAAGUGAGCAUAGAUCCGACGACGAAAACGGAAACGACAAAAACAAAAGGACGAAAAUCAUUCACGAGUCAACAUCCAGACAGUUGA
Molecule: messenger RNA, 3768 nt
Organism: Pediculus humanus corporis (human body louse)
Lineage: Eukaryota; Metazoa; Arthropoda; Insecta; Psocodea; Pediculidae
Product: Attractin precursor, putative
Exons: 18
Coding region: 1-3768 (1255 amino acids)
Cellular component (GO): Golgi apparatus
Molecular function (GO): protein binding
Source: RefSeq, a predicted model, not a curated record